Messenger RNA from Carica papaya (papaya), 1680 nucleotides. RefSeq names its product cyclin-D3-2. Lineage: Eukaryota; Viridiplantae; Streptophyta; Magnoliopsida; Brassicales; Caricaceae. The record is from RefSeq and is a predicted model, not a curated record.
CCCUUCGCUUGCUCCCAGUGUCCGUCCCUCUCUCUCUCUCUCUCUCUCUCGCACCCACACUUCCGUUUCCGCUUUUCUCUCUCCUGCUCGCACCAGGGUCCAGAGAGAGGAGGUGAAGGGAUUGGACAUGGGCCCGAUGAGGUUGGGAAUCGGUGCUUUGAUGAUAUAAUGAGCAGAGGAUCCAAAUCUCUUGUUCUUCUUCUCCGAGGAGGAUGGCUCUGCACGAAGAAGAUGCUCAGCAGGUACAAAGCCCGGGUCUGGUUCUCGACGGGCUUUAUUGCGAGGAAGAGGGUUUUGAGGACGAUCUAGUAAGGUUUGCUGAUUCAGAUGAUUUGAGUGAAAAAUGUGAUGAAACUGCGAAAAAGGAGUCAUUUUUGCCUUUCGUUUUGGUUGACCAUGACUUUUUAUGGGAGGAUGAUGAGUUACUGUCGUUAAUAUCUAAAGAAAAAGAGAUUCAUCUCUGUUUCCGCAAUCUAAUCUCAGAUGGGUUUCUGGUCUCAGCGCGUAAAGAAGCGGUCGAUUGGAUUUUUAGGGUAAAAGCACAUUAUGGGUUCACUGCUUUGACUGCUGUUCUUGCUGUGAACUUCUUCGAUAGGUUCAUUUCAAGCUUGAGAUUCCAAAGGGACAAGCCAUGGAUGGGUCAGCUUGUUGCUGUGGCUUGUUUGUCUUUGGCUGCGAAAGUGGAAGAGACCCAAGUGCCACUCCUGUUAGACCUUCAAGUGGAGGAAUCCAAAUAUGUCUUUGAGGCAAAGACUAUUCAGAGAAUGGAGCUUUUGGUCCUGUCUACUCUCCAAUGGAGGAUGAAUCCGGUUACCCCAAUUUCAUUCUUUGAUCAUAUUAUUAGGAGGUUUGGAUUGAAAACCCACUUGCAUUGGGAAUUUAUGUGGAGGUGUGAGCGUUUGCUUCUCUCCGUAAUUGCUGAUGCAAGAUCUAUGUGUUUUCUUCCCUCCACCCUUGCUGCUGCUACAAUGGUAUAUGCCAUUAGAGAAGUUGGGUCAAGUAAUCAAGUGGAAUACCGAAAUCAGCUCAUGGCUGUACUCCAAGUCCCUGAGGACAAAAUAAACGAGUGUUACAAUCUGGUCCUAGAAGUGUCUGGCAGCCAUGGCAACCAUAGCCAAAGCCACAAACACAAGCAUCUGUUAUUACCUGCCAGCCCUCUUGGUGUCACGGAAGCAUCCUUCAGCUCUGAUAGCUCGAACGACUCAUGGGCUGUGGCAACUUCUGUGUCAUCAUCACCUGAGCCUCUGUUCAAGAGGAGAAGAUUACAAGAACAGCAGAUGCGAUUGCCUUCUCUCAAUCGUAUGUUUGUGGAUGUGCUUAGUAGUCCUCAUUAAUCUUCCCUUUGUCCAAGUAUCUAGUAUUGAACCUGUUAUAUUAUGAUCCAUCUCUUACAUAUUACUAUCGGCAGAAUGGUUAUUAAGAUUCAAUCAUUUUGUGUUGCAUGAUUACUUUUGCCUUUCCUGUCCAAAGUUGUUAAAUUGAAUCAGACACAGAUGGAAAUUGGAGAAUCCGCUAAGCACCUCUACAAUUCUGGUGAGGUGGGAGUUUGAGAAUGCAAAAGAAACGAUGUUACUUUCUUUUGGUCUCUCCUAGAGUACAGUUAAUCUUAUGCUACAUGUAUUUGUGCUGACGUGAAUAGACCUAUACAAGAUAAACAUGGUUUGCAAGCAUUACAGUUAA